Messenger RNA from Dromiciops gliroides (monito del monte), 3718 nucleotides. RefSeq names its product epidermal growth factor receptor substrate 15-like. The record is from RefSeq and is a predicted model, not a curated record. NCBI's taxonomy places the organism in Eukaryota, Metazoa, Chordata, Mammalia, Microbiotheria, Microbiotheriidae. The coding region runs from base 204 to 1928 and encodes 574 amino acids. The transcript is spliced from 13 exons.
CAUAGCAACAGUGAGCUCACCCAAGCCUGAGUAUUUCAUUGAUUAUCUGUUUUCUCCUUCCCUUUUUUUAAUCUCUUCUCUUUCCAUUUGACCACAUUUUAGGGAGCCAAAUAGUUUAUAGAAGCUGGUUUAUGUAGAUUUCCAAUUCACAAAUAGAGGAGGGGAGAAAACCUGCCCUUCCUUUGAAAAUUGAAUGUGUCACCAUGUAUUUAAAAGGCGAUUCUGGAUUCGGAGGGUGGAUGACCAUCCCAGCUGUAGCUGAUGUUCUCAGAUAUUCUUGCAUUGUUUGCUGGUCUUCUAGGGAAAAGAACAAUGUGGGGCAGGAUCUCAAGGAGAAGGAAGAGCAUAUCAGACAGAGGACCAGUGAGGUGCAGGACCUUCAAGAUGAAGUCAAGAGGGAGAGCUCCAAUCUGCAAAAGCUGCAGGCCCAGAAACAGGAAGUGCAGGAGAUCCUGGACGGGCUCGACGAGCAGAAGGCCACAUUGGAGGAGCAGCUGAAUGAUGUCAGGCAGCAGUGCGCCCGGGAGGCCCGACUGAUUUCCUCUCUGAAAGCUGAGUUAACAAGCCAGGAAUCUCAGAUCUCCACUUACGAAGAGGAGCUGACCAAGGCCCGAGAGGAGCUGAGUCGCCUGCAGCGUGAGACGGCAGAGCUGGAGGAGAGCGUGGAGGCGGGCAGGGCCCAGCUGGGCCCCCUGCAACAGCAUCUGCAGGAAUCCCAGCAGGAAGUCACCUCAAUGCAGGUCAGGCUGACUGAGAUGAAGGAGCUAGACAACCCCAGCAGUCAGGAGAGUUGGCUGAGGAGCCCCCAAGGCAGCCUGGUCAAUGGCACUACCGACUACUGCAGCCUGAGCAACAGCAGCAGCGAGGCGGCCAACCUCCAUGAGCACUUGGACACCCCAAGCACCCUGGAGACUGAGCCAGUGGUCCAGGAGUCUCCGGUCAGAAGCAGUCCCGAAGUUCCUUCCUCUGAGGUAGCUGAUGAGAAGGAAGUGGUAACUCCUGCAGUACCUGAAAAGGAAAAUUUCUUUAAUUUAGACUCAAGCUCCCAGCCUGACACUUCUGUAGAACCGAACCUGGAUUUCUUCCAGUCAGACCCUUUCGUUGGGCGAGACCCUUUCAAGGAUGAUCCUUUUGGGAAAAUAGAUCCAUUUGGAGGUGACCCUUUCAAAGGCUCGGACCCAUUUGCAGCCGACUGUUUCUUUAAGCCAUCUGUGACCGAUCUGUUUGCUUCCUCGGACCUUGACCCCUUCUCUGCAGCCAGCAGCGGCAGCGACCCCUCGAUAGAGACUCUGAAGGACAACGACCCUUUUGCCCCUGGUGGAACAGUGGUUGCUGCAGCAAGUGAUCCAGCUGUGGAUCCCUUCACCUCCGUGUUUGGAAGUGACUCCUGUGAAGUUGGAUUCGCCGACUUCAGCACCCUGACCCAGGACAACAACGAGGACCCGUUGGUCCCAGCCACAUCUGGCUUUGGCGAUAACGUGGCUGUGACUCAGAAUGUGUUUGAGGAGCCCCUUGCAGGCAGAGAUGAAGAUGUGCCCCCCGCUCUGCCUCCCAAAACCGGGACACCGACGCGGCCCUGCCCUCCCCCCCCAGGGAAAAGACCUCCCAGCCAAUUGGACUCAUCCGAUUCCUUAAAACUGAAUGACCCAUUUCAGCCUAUGGCAGGCAGUGAUAGUCCCACAGAGAAAGCUCUCGAUCUGUACCGUGGCCCGCACUCCACUGCUCCCGCCGCCACUGCCCAUAACGAGGCUGCCCCCAGCUGUGGUGCUAACGUCAGUGCUUACCCAACUGAAGAAGAUAUGAUUGAAUGGGCCAAGAGGGAGAGUGAGAGGGAGGAGAAAGAGAGACUUGCCAGGCUCAACCAGCAGGAGCAAGAAGACUUGGAACUGGCUAUUGCGCUGAGUAAAUCGGAGAUAUCAGAAGCGUGAAGGGCGAGGAUGACGCUCCCAACAGCAUCCCUCUUCCUGAACACUAAAGCUUAGGGGAAAUGAUUAUUGGAAGCUGCCUGUGAGCAUGAGAAUGACUAUCAGAGGUCUUAGAUGCCUGUAGGCAGGGCCCAGCUCUUCUUGUCACAUGUCAGCCGUAACCCAAAUCUGGCAGCCCUGGCCUGGGAGAUGAGCCACCCUUUUGGCCUCCAGCCUUUAUCCUCAGCAAAGCCAGGCGCUCCUUGGCCCCGUGGUCUGAAGGAGGUGGGCUGGGGUGCCUCCUGUUCUUUGAGGACCAGCCUGGUCCUGCUGCACAUUGUGGGAUACGCAAGGUGAACUUGCAUGUUUCCAUUUCCUCCUUCUAAAAGUAAUGGCCAAAUUUGAUUUUCUUCUGGACCAGGGGAAAGUCUUGCUUAGCUGGGCUCCUACCCUGGACGAGGGGUGGCUGGUAGCCAAGGGGCAUGGCUUCAGAUUGGCUCUGAUCCAAAAUGCUUAUGUGGGAAAUAGGUCAAAAUCCCUGCUGAAAAUCAGCAGCGACCUCCCUCUCCACGUUUGUGACAACAAACCACAGGUGGUGGAGCGAGUCCAUUGUUAGCCCUUCCUGCCGAGAGCAGAAUCUUGAAUUAACAUGGUGAGAAUUCUCCCCUUCCUGGGACACACACUAUUGGCUCUGGUUCAUCACAGGUUUUCAAAAUCUCACAUACCUUUGACCAGAAGGAGCCUGAGCAAGCUGGGGCUAUUAAGAGCCUUUAUUCUCUACGUACAAAUGUUUUCUUUAAUGAAGGUUCCACUUGACAUGGAGUACAAGUGGGCAAAGGCAAUCUAUCUCAUUAAAACCUUGUUGAGGCUUGGAGGGCGUUCGGUUAGCUCUUCUUUCCUCUGAUCAUUUCCCUGAGAAAAGCUGGUGAUGCCAUCAAGGCUUGUCUGCAACUCAGCUGGCCACAAGGACCCAGCUCUUACUGAUGGGGAGCCCCUCUCCUAUGUGAAGCAUCUCCCCUGGCCCAUCCCAGGUGACAUCGAUUCUCCCCUAGAGCACUCUGUAGACUCCAACAGAAAGAUAGAAUAACUUUUGGCUUUUUUUUUUUAACAACUUAUUAACUGUUCAUGUCACAUAUUGAAGGCCAAGAUACAAAAAUGGCAACUCAGACCCAAGUUAAAGUUCCCGAUGGCCCCCAGCUCGAAGUCACAUUGACAUGUGUUCAUGAAAGUGACUCACUGCCCACCUGUGUGCUUCAUCCACUUGUUAAAAGACCUGCUUAGCUUAAUUUUUGAGCUGCCUCACUCCCCUGUGAUUCCCCUAGCCCCAACACAAUUGGAUUCUAGUGAGGGCAGACUUGUUAAAUCACUUGCCGCCCUACCUGCUUUGUAAAUAGCAUUGUUUCCAGAUCACAUCUUACAGCUGAAAUGAGAACCACUGGCCCCUAAAGUUCUGAGCUCCCCACAGAGGCAGCCCCUGAUGGACACUGCCCCUGGGGUUGUUAAGGUCAGUGGUGAUCAGCCCCCUUCCACCUCACCCUCCACCCGCCCCCCCCCCUUUGUUAUUUCAGGAAAACAGGUAAGUUGACUUGAACAACCUUCUUUUGCACUGGGAAAAUGAGCAGUGUUAACAGCUGCUCAACCAAUAGGAACCUUUGGCAAGUAUUAAAUCCCUCUCGUGUGUCUAUACCAACUUUGAUGUCAUCAGUGUACACUAAUCUGACAGAUGUUUAACUGGACUACAUCAGUUCUGAUCUUUUGUUUUAAAAUGUACACUCAGUGGACCAAUAUGCUAUUAAAAGUGUAUAUAUUCUCUA